Messenger RNA from Trichobilharzia szidati, 1080 nucleotides. The record is from the annotation of a GenBank genome assembly. NCBI's taxonomy places the organism in Eukaryota, Metazoa, Platyhelminthes, Trematoda, Strigeidida, Schistosomatidae.
AUGUUGAACAUUGAAUGCCAUAAUCAAUCCGCGCGCAAUAAUAAAUGUGUUUUGUUUCAACAAUGGCUAAGCUGCUUAAAUUUAUCCAGAUGGCCAUUAUUAUCUGCUUGUUUUAAUGAAUUGCUUGGAACAGCGGUAUUUAUGAUUAUUGGAUUAGGUGUUAUCAUACAAUGUAUUAUUGGUUCAUUUAAUAAUCAUGAGAUUAGUCGAUAUAUAUCGAUUUCUGUUGGUUGGGGAAUAGCUGCCACUAUUGGCAUGUUAAUAGCCUCCUCGUGUAAUGAUAAUGAGAAAUGCACAGUUGGUUUGCUAAAUCCAGCCUUGACAUUCGCCUAUUGUUUAAUUGGUAAACUUCCGUUUCGAUUUCUACUACCGAUCAGUUUGUGUCAAAUCAUUGGAUCUACACUGGGUGGUCUUGUGAUCAUUGGGAUUUAUUGGGAAAAUAUACAAGUAUAUGCUAAACAUAUGUCAUCUGGAAGGCUGGAAAUGAACACUACUGGAGUGCUGUUAGUCACUAUACCUGGAGCAUCACAUCAAGCCUGUCUACUGGAUCAUAUUUUAUCGACUGGUCUAUUUUCUGGGAUUAUGUUAGCUAUACAAGAUAGGAAUAAUUACAAUAUACCACAUGAAUUGCAGUUGAUUUAUAUUGGGAUAUUAAUGACUGGCAUUAUUGGUUCAUUGUGUUUGAACAUCGGCACUGCAUUGAAUCCGGCGAGGGAUUUGGGUGCAAGGAUAGCGAUAGCAUUAUGCGGUUGGGGUAUCGAAGCCUUUCAAGCAAAUAAUUACUAUUUUUGGAUUCCAAUAGUUGGACCAUAUCUAGGAGCAGUAAUUGGUACAUUUUUAUAUGAAUUGACUAUUGGUUUAUGCUUUGCUUACACUGAAGAAAAUCAUCCGUCACAAAGUGAAACUCUGAAUGAAGAUGUUACGACAACAAUAGAUACAAUAACUGAAAAAGAUGGUGAUGAUGGCAUUUCUCAAAAUAGUCUUGCUGAAGAAAUGAAUGAAGAUUUGUUUGAUAUUGUAGAUAUUGAAAGUUGUUGUUUUGCAAAUAGUGAGGUGACAUUGUAUUCAAUGAGUGGAUGA